Messenger RNA from Aspergillus ibericus CBS 121593, 1986 nucleotides. It is a transcript of the gene cp3, whose product is annotated as carboxypeptidase C PRC1. Gene Ontology annotation, molecular function: serine-type carboxypeptidase activity. NCBI's taxonomy places the organism in Eukaryota, Fungi, Ascomycota, Eurotiomycetes, Eurotiales, Aspergillaceae. The transcript has 3 exons. The record is from RefSeq and is a predicted model, not a curated record. Gene Ontology annotation, biological process: proteolysis. The coding region runs from base 139 to 1797 and encodes 552 amino acids. Gene Ontology annotation, cellular component: fungal-type vacuole.
ACCCGGUAGCUGGUAUUCACUCGGAUACCUGUUCACUUGGUAUUCACGUCUCUGCUCCACCGCAAGGUCCCCAUCGUCUGCCUACACCUUCCAUCACCCUUUCGACUUCAGAGCUACCCAAAGGGUAUAUAACAUACAAUGAGAGUUCUUCCAGCUGCUUUGCUGGUUGGAGCGGCCACUGCGGCCGUUCCCCCCUUCCAGCAAGUCCUGGGGGGUGGUGCCAAGCAGGCUGCCGAUCACAGUGCCGACCAUGGUUACGACAGCUUCUCCAAGCCGCUUCACGCGUUUCAGGAGGAGCUGAAGACCCUCUCUGAUGAGGCCCGUAAGCUGUGGGAUGAGGUUGCCAACUUCUUCCCGGAGAGUCUGGAUCAGAACCCCGUCUUCUCUCUCCCGAAGAAGCACAACCGCCGUCCUGACUCUCACUGGGACCACAUCGUCCGUGGCUCCGACGUUCAGGACGUCUGGGUCACUGGAAGUAGCGGUGAGAAGGAGCGGGAGAUCGACGGAAAGCUGGAGGCCUAUGAUCUCAGAGUCAAGAAGGCCAAUCCUAGCUCUCUCGGCAUUGACCCCGGCGUCAAGCAGUACACUGGUUAUCUCGACGAUAACGAGAACGACAAGCACCUGUUUUACUGGUUCUUCGAAUCGCGUAAUGACCCUAAGAAUGACCCCGUUGUUUUGUGGCUCAACGGUGGCCCCGGGUGCUCUUCCCUCACCGGUCUGUUCAUGGAGCUCGGCCCUAGCAGCAUUGAUAAGAAGCUCAAGCCGAUCUACAAUGAUUACGCUUGGAACUCCAACGCCUCCGUGAUCUUCCUUGAUCAGCCCGUCAAUGUUGGUUACUCCUACAGUAACUCCGCUGUCAGCGACACGGUCGCUGCUGGCAAGGACGUCUACGCCCUGCUUACCCUCUUCUUCAAACAAUUCCCCGAGUAUGCGACUCAGGACUUCCACAUCGCCGGUGAAUCUUAUGCCGGCCACUACAUUCCCGUUUUUGCUUCGGAGAUCCUGUCUCACAAGAAGCGCAACAUCAACCUCCAGUCUGUUCUGAUCGGUAACGGUCUCACCGACGGUUACACUCAGUACGAAUACUACCGCCCCAUGGCCUGUGGUGACGGUGGCUACCCUGCUGUCUUGGACGAGGCUUCCUGCCAGGCCAUGGACAAUGCCCUGCCUCGUUGCCGUUCUAUGAUCGAGUCCUGCUACAAGUCCGAGAGCGCUUGGGUCUGUGUCCCUGCCUCGAUCUACUGUAACAACGCCCUCCUCGCCCCCUACCAGCGCACCGGCCAGAACGUCUACGAUGUUCGUGGCAAGUGUGAGGAUAGCUCUAACCUCUGCUACUCGGCUAUGGGCUACGUCAGCGACUACCUGAACCAGCCUGAGGUCAUCGAGGCUGUUGGCGCUGAGGUCGACGGUUACGACUCGUGCAACUUUGAUAUCAACCGCAACUUCCUCUUCCACGGUGACUGGAUGAAGCCCUACCACCGCCUCGUCCCCGGUCUCCUGGAGCAGAUCCCUGUCUUGAUCUAUGCCGGCGAUGCCGAUUUCAUCUGCAACUGGCUGGGCAACAAGGCCUGGACUGAAGCUCUGGAAUGGCCCGGCCAGACCGAAUAUGCCGCUCUUGAGCUGGAGGACCUGACCGUGAUUGACAACGAGUCCAAGGGUAAGAAGAUCGGCCAGGUCAAGUCGUAUGGCAACUUCACCUUCAUGCGUCUCUAUGGCGGUGGCCACAUGGUCCCCAUGGACCAGCCCGAGGCCAGUCUCGAGUUCUUCAACCGCUGGUUGGGAGGUGAAUGGUUCUAGAGCAGAUUUGCCACCAGCGAUUAGACUGCGUGCUCCUUGCGUGACUGCAUAUGUUUCUAACGAUAGUUGAGGAUGCUUCCAAUGCCCACUAGUUCCAGUUAUGUUGCAUGAAAUAUAUGGUACUGUCACUAGUGUUAUGCAAUAUUGUACUUCGUAUAAGAAUGAAUUGAUCUACCUACCAACAUGCAC